GGAGCGUUUGAAAGAAAAGUAGAAGGACUCAAUAUUGGAUUUCGUAUACUUUUUUCAUAGUACGAUUCUUGAAAUGAUGUAUACAUAUCAUAUAAUAAGUAUGCUUCAACUGAAAUGUAUAAAAUAUAUCACUAAAUACAAAUAGCAAGUCACUUUUAGAGAAAGUACGUAAGUCCAUUUAAUAGCUACAAGUUAUAACUGAAUAUAAAAAAAAAAUAAAAAAAAAAAAUGUCAUUUGUUAGCUCAGUAAAUAGUAGUAACGAAGAAUCGAUGAACGAUAGUGAUAACGAUUAUAACAAUAUGAGUAUAAAUGAUGAGGUUAAAUCAUUUAAAUCGACGAAAAAAGACAUACGUAAUAAAAAUAUAAAACAAGUCAAAUCAAAUAAGAAUAAAACAAUGGCUAAAAAAAAUAUUUCAUAUUUGGAUAUUGAAAAAUUACUACAAAAUGAAAAGAUUGAAACUGAUAUCAUAAAUACUAUUACGGUAAAACAAGAUGAUGAUCUGAUAAAUGUUAAAUCUCCAACUGAUGAAAGAAGUUCCGAGUACUGGACCAUCAGUCACUAUAAGAUCAAAAAUAUUAAGAAUGUUGAUAGCAAGAACAGAUGGAAACAUGCUGAAUGUAGCCUUAAAGUAACGAUAACCGAUCAAACAAAAGAUCAAGAACUUAAGAAUAAUUUAACAGAGGUUGUACAAAAAAUAUUCACGCGCUUUAUGACUGAUCCAAAGAGGAAGAUAACAAGAUCUAAAUUAUCAAAGACAUAAUAAUGUAUUUAUUAAUGACAGUAGAAAAAAAAUUUGAAUAUAUAAUAGGUGGUACUAUGUAAAAUAAAAAAAAAAAAAAUUUUCAGUUUAAAUAUACUUGUUUUAUUUUUUUUAUACCAUCACUCACAUUGUAUAUCAAUUAAAUAUUAUAUUAUAUUAUAUUUUAUUUAUGUAUAUAAAACAAAAACUAUAUAUAAAUUACUGGUUAACAGCUGAUUGAAAAAAAAAAAAAUUAGACUACUAAGUCUUGUAAUAUCAUAUCUGAUAGUGAGUUAUAAUGAUACUGUAAUAAUUCAUACAUAAAAGAAAUAUCGUUAGACUCCAUAUUACUAUAACUUAAGUCAUAAUUCUGAAUAUAUUGGUUUGUAAAUUCAUUCCGACGACAAGAAAAAGGUAACCCAUUUACAUCUGCCAUAAUUAGUGAAUAUGCCGUGUCAAAAGUCUUUUGAUAACUUAACAAUUUUUUUUGUUUUUCAAUAAUAUAUAAUCAAUACAGUGUUGCAAUUGUUUCAAACGGUGUAAAUCGGUAUGUGAUAAAGUAAUAUAAUUUUCAUUAGAAUGUAAUAUAAUUGAAGACUGUUUCACAUUAACAGAAUAACUUAAAUUGUCAGUUAUUCUUACACGUUUACAUCGAGUUUGCAGAUUAUCGAUAAUUGUAUUGUAAUUAUUUUCACACAUUAAUGUAAGCCAUUGUUCAAGAUCAAGGUUUAAAAUCUUUUUAGUUAUUUUACAUUCUAAUAAUAUAACGAUUGAAAUUUUUUGUUAACAAGCAAUCCAACUGUUACACUUUUUUUACCAUACGGUCGAAUUUCGAAUACUGACUUUGAAACAACUGGUGAAAUCAUAUUGUAGCUAGCGGUCUUUAAA
Messenger RNA from Aphis gossypii (cotton aphid), 1629 nucleotides. RefSeq lists its product as uncharacterized. The record is from RefSeq and is a predicted model, not a curated record. The coding region runs from base 229 to 762 and encodes 177 amino acids. The transcript is spliced from 5 exons. Lineage: Eukaryota; Metazoa; Arthropoda; Insecta; Hemiptera; Aphididae.